This is a messenger RNA of Sphaeramia orbicularis (orbiculate cardinalfish), 1794 nucleotides long. RefSeq names its product HNF1 homeobox a (gene hnf1a). The coding region runs from base 17 to 1651 and encodes 544 amino acids. The transcript has 10 exons. Gene Ontology annotation, biological process: insulin secretion; regulation of transcription by RNA polymerase II; liver development. Lineage: Eukaryota; Metazoa; Chordata; Actinopteri; Kurtiformes; Apogonidae. Gene Ontology annotation, molecular function: DNA-binding transcription factor activity, RNA polymerase II-specific; RNA polymerase II cis-regulatory region sequence-specific DNA binding. The record is from RefSeq and is a predicted model, not a curated record. Gene Ontology annotation, cellular component: nucleus.
GCAUAGCUUCAGAGUAAUGGAGGGAGAGGAGAGGGCCAGGGUGACCAAGGCGAGGCCGUGCCGUCUGACCGCCCUUCAGGAGCAGCUGAUCUGGGCCCUGCUGGGAUCUGGACUUUCCCGGGACAUCCUGGUCCAAGCCAUGGGGGAACUGGAACGAGACAGGGCUGGCGCUGAGAGGGCAGAGAGGGGGGAUGGAGAGAGCUCCGAGGAGGGAGAGAUGGAUUUCCCACCGCCUAUAUUCCGAGAUCUGGAGAAGCUUCCCCCAGAGGAAGCAGCCAAACUGAGGGCUGAAGUCGACCAGCUCCUGCAAGAGGACCCAUGGCACGUUGCAAAAAUGGUAAAAAGCUACAUGCAGCAGCACAACCUCCCUCAGAGAGAAGUGGUGGAGUCAACAGGACUCAACCAGUCCCAUCUAUCGCAGCACCUCAACAAAGGCACGCCUAUGAAGAACCAGAAGAGGGCUGCUCUGUACACCUGGUAUGUCAAGAGGCAGUGCGAGAUUAGCCAACAAUUUACUAAUGCCAAACAUGGUCUCACAUCUGUGGAUGACCAAGGGGAGGAAACCAGGAAAGGACGCAGGAACAGGUUCAAAUGGGGUCCAGCAUCCCUGCAGAUCCUCUUCCACGCCUACGAACGACAGAAGAACCCCAGCAAAGAAGAGAGGGAGGGAUUAGUGGAGGAGUGUAACAGGGCUGAAUGUCUCCAGAGGGGGGUGUCUCCUUCACAGCUUGCAGGCCUGGGCUCUAACCUGGUUACAGAGGUGCGAGUGUACAAUUGGUUCGCCAACCGCCGCAAAGAGGAGGCUUUCCGACAUAAACUGGCUCUCGACACACCUUUCACGACCCAACCAGGCUCCUCUUCCAACCCUACUCUCCCACCAAGUCCUGAGCACGCCAGAAGCAGCGGAGGGGAAAGAGUAGGACGCCUGGCAAGUCCCAUCCAACUGGAGCCCAGCCACACACUCCUCGAGACCCAUAAUCCCAAGCUGGUGUCCAGCGGUGGCACACUGCCUCCAGUAAGCACUCUGACCUCGCUACAUAGCCUCUCUGCCUCCUCUGCAUCCUCCCAGGGGCUCAUCAUGGCCUCCCUGCCCAGUGUGAUGAGUCUGGGAGAGUCUUCACUUCUCAUCGGUUUAGCUUCCACACAACCCCAGACUGUACCUGUUAUAAACAAUGUCGGGGCCAGUUUCACCACUCUCCAGCCAAUCUCAUUCCAGCAGCAGCUUCACGCCUCUCCACAACAGCAGCUAUCACAGCAGAUCCAGAGCCACAUGGGAGCCAGUCCAUUCAUGGCAACUAUGGCACAGCUGCCAUGUCACAUGUACAACAAAUCGGACUCACCUCAGUACCCCUCAUCCAGUCUGCUGUCUCAGACCAUGGUGAUCACUGACAGCAGCAGCCUGGGGACGCUGACCAGCCUCGCCACUGUCAGACAGAUACUUACAGUAGAUCCAGAGGAAGAGAAUGAACCUCGAUUAGAAGAAGACUCUCUCCAUCUGCAGCCUCACACACCUGUACCAGCUUCUUCUGAGAGCCUAGAGCUGUAUCCGUCCACUCAGACAACAGAGAGUCAUCAGUCCCACCUCCUCUCGCCCUCACCGACAGACAUCAGCUCUUACAUUCCCACACAAAUGGUCUCUACUGCACAGUAAUGCUGCUCUAGUAGUAACGCCUCCUCUCUAUCAGCUGCAUUCAGGACCCUGGUUGUGUUCAGGAUGACGGCUAUCUCUGGGGUAACUCUGGGAAAAACCAAUUUAACAUUUCACAGAGGAUCUCCAGGGUCCGCUGCCAUGUU